GUUUGGUUUGAUGUGGCGAUCAUUACCAAUUGCUAAAGUAACUGUGUAGUCUUCUCUAGCUCUGUCUGCUGUGUGUGUUCCUGCUAUCCCCUAUCAGUAUAUCUGACACCACUGCUUAGAGAGAAUGGCUCACUUCAAAGGUCGUCACAAGUGGAGUAUUGACUUCUCAGACAUUAGGAGACGCUCGGAGCGUGGUGGUGGCCGCUCAGACCUCCCGUCCCCUCUUGGUUACCUUGACAACCCGCCAAGAGACGACGAUUCAGCCGAGUCUGGUGACACAGCCCUCAUCACUAGGAUUGGUUGGUCUGUGGCGCUGGGUCCGUGGAAGCAGCUUCCCCUAAACCUGUUCAUCAUGUGGAUGGCAGGCAACACCAUCUCUCUGUUCCCAAUCAUGAUGGUGGGGAUGAUGUGUGUGAGACCAGUCCAGGCUCUCAUGGGCAUCAAGGAUGUGUACCUGAAGCUGAAGGGAGACCAGGCCAUACUGCAGACCAUUGUCUUUGUCCUGGCCAACCUCGUGGGUAUAGGCCUCGGCCUGUACAAGUUCCACAGCAUGGGGCUACUACCAACGGCACAAUCUGAUUGGCUGGAAUUUAUGGAGGAGCGACAAAGUUUGGAGAUCUCGGGAGGAGGAUUUGCACUGACUUAAUUAUUAGCUGUGUAGGAAAUAAGUGUCUCGUGUUGUUCUAAUUAUAGUAUCAUAUCAUUAUGUCAGAGAUUAUUGAUCAAAAUAAAUAAUUAUUGAUAUCAA
This is a messenger RNA of Halichondria panicea, 748 nucleotides long. Its product is annotated as ER membrane protein complex subunit 4-like. Bases 125 to 646 code for a protein of 173 amino acids. Gene Ontology annotation, biological process: protein folding in endoplasmic reticulum. The transcript is spliced from 6 exons. Lineage: Eukaryota; Metazoa; Porifera; Demospongiae; Suberitida; Halichondriidae. Gene Ontology annotation, cellular component: EMC complex. The record is from RefSeq and is a predicted model, not a curated record.